AUGAUAUUUUAUGACUUUCGAGGUCAUUUAAGUCAACAAGAAAGUUAUGAUAGAUUGGCGUUUUACGAUGAAGCCUGGUCUCGUGCCACUGUUUACAACUGGUUUAAUGAGUUUAAACGUGGUCGCACUAAUUUCACCGAUGAUGUGCAUGAGGGACGGCCUUCUACGGCGACGACUGAAGAUAACAUCAGUGUUGUGCGACGUAUGAUAGAAACUGACAAAAGAGUGACCUAUCAGCAGAUCCGGGCAAGCUUAGGGAUUGGUAUGAGUCAAGUGCACAAAAUCUUCCAUGAACAUUUGGCGGUCAAGAAGCUUUGUGCCCCGUGGAUACCUCAUAAUUUGAACGAGGCUCAAAAACUCCGUCGUGUUGAUUGGUGCCGUGAAAUGCAUAAAAGAUUUAACGGAGGUGGCUCAAAUUCUGUGUUUGACAUAAUUACAGAAGACGAAAGCUGGAUUUACUGUUAUGAUCCCUAA
This is a messenger RNA of Galleria mellonella (greater wax moth), 474 nucleotides long. RefSeq names its product protein GVQW3-like. The record is from RefSeq and is a predicted model, not a curated record. NCBI's taxonomy places the organism in Eukaryota, Metazoa, Arthropoda, Insecta, Lepidoptera, Pyralidae. The transcript has a single exon. Bases 1 to 474 code for a protein of 157 amino acids. Gene Ontology annotation, molecular function: nucleic acid binding.